Messenger RNA from Drosophila ficusphila, 2332 nucleotides. RefSeq lists its product as uncharacterized. Gene Ontology annotation, molecular function: DNA-binding transcription factor activity, RNA polymerase II-specific; RNA polymerase II cis-regulatory region sequence-specific DNA binding. Bases 287 to 1969 code for a protein of 560 amino acids. The transcript has 9 exons. The record is from RefSeq and is a predicted model, not a curated record. Lineage: Eukaryota; Metazoa; Arthropoda; Insecta; Diptera; Drosophilidae. Gene Ontology annotation, biological process: regulation of transcription by RNA polymerase II.
UCACUAGUAUUGUUGUUAUUUGGCGAGCGGAGGAAAAACGAAGAAAAAUUUUGGAAAAUAGUGUGAAAAUCGCCUGUGAUUCGGUUGUUUCUGGUCCACCUAUUUCGCGAAAAGUUAUCCUUAAAAUGCAUACAAUACGGUGGACCUAAACGCCUGGCCCCGUCGCCAACAUCCUAAUCCCUAUUCUGGAUCAGGGUGCCAAGGGCUCUAACUCUCAAAAAUCAAUUGAUAAGUGCAAUUUAAUGUUAGGGGCAAUUAUUCGGAUACUGCAGGCUUGAGCUGCAAAAUGAUCUCGCCGGAACAAGAAGAAGUCAACAUGGUCCUGGAUCGCCAGGUGCGCCAGGAUAUCCAGGACAUGAUGCACGAAGCGCAUGUUCAGGCGAGUAUGCUGGAAAACGAAGCUGCAGUUCGCGAACGUUUUUCAUCGGAUUCCAGUCUCGACCACGACUCGCUUCACGCUGUCGACUCGAUGGCCGUCAUAGACACCCUUUCCGCCGAUGGCAUCGUGGAAGAGGACCUCACCCACGAACAGGGUGGUGUAGAUGGCAGCGAGGUGCAAAACUACCACGAUAUGAUGGUAGACACUGAGCACACCAUCGACAUCAAUGAAUCGCUGCGCAAGCGCCGUGGAAAUCUGCCGAAGCACUCGGUGAAGAUCCUAAAGCGUUGGCUCUACGAGCAUCGGUACAACGCAUAUCCCAGCGAUGCGGAGAAGUUUACCCUCUCCCAGGAAGCAAACUUGACGGUGCUGCAGGUGUGCAAUUGGUUCAUCAAUGCCCGUCGCCGGAUUCUUCCCGAGAUGAUACGGCGCGAGGGUAACGAUCCCCUUCACUUUACCAUCUCACGGCGAGGCAAGAAAGUCAGCCCGAACUCCUCAGGACCGAGUGCUCUGGGCAUGAACCUUCAAGGAACACCCAAUCCCAUCCACGGAAGUCCCGCCUCUGAAGUGGUCGUUGGCGCCACUGAGGAAGUCGAUGGCGCAGGUGAGAUCCACGAGGGUAUUGCCAAUGUCUUGACCAACUUUGAGCAGUAUGUGCAAGGUCCUAAUGGACAGAUCGUUAAGAUGGAGCCAGAGUACGAAGACAGCGUAAUCUACAGUUGGCAGCAGGCCAUUGCCAACAAUCCGAUGGGUUUCCAAAGUCUGCACUCCUCGCUGCAAGCAACUAUGAUCGAUAAGAUUCGAAACUAUCAGAUGCGUAAAGCGGCAGCCACCGGUGGAUCGGCCAGAUCCAGCAGUGCUGGGUGCACCAGUUCCAUACUGCCGUUCAACUUAUUGGACCAAAAAUUGCCACAGGAGUUUGAUGAAGAAGAAAAACCAAGUCCUCCCAAGCGCGGAAGGAAACGGCAAGCUACUGGAAAGAGUGCCGGUGAAAAGAGCAAGCAGCCAAAGACUAAGUCCGGAAACCAGCAGCACGAGACCAUGUCCUGUUAUCAAGAUGAUUUCGGCGGCUUCGAGGUGGCUCCUAGGUCCGAGGGUGAGGAGAGCGCCCAAGGAUACGAGUCCUGUGAGCAAAACAGCGAGGAGGAGGUUCGCUUCGAGACCUCUGAUGAUUGGCAAAGCGUGAUGAAGACUGUUUUCAGUACCGAAGAAGUUACUACAUCGGCUGGGAACAACCCAAGUACCUCUGGCAACAAGGGAAAGGCCAGGAAUGCAACCCGUUAUAAUCCCAACCAACAGAUAACAAAGAGUGAUGGCUCCAAUAAUGAGCUGAUGCAGGCUACUGAAUUCGAGACCCCUGUUCUUGCUGGCUCCAAUCAACAGGAAAUCGGUGAUAAUCUGCAGGCGGAUGAAACAUUCACCAUCACCGACAUGGAAUCUGCCCAGAAUCAGCCAACGACUCCACCACAAAGUAUCAGUCGAGAUGAGCGCGACAAGUACAAGUGUCUCUAUUAUCUAGUGGAAACUGCCAUGGCUGUUCGCCAAAAUGAUAGCGCCCAGGAUGAGGAGUACGUGUACAUGGGCGACUAGGCUUCAAUUUACCAUGCACUAUACCCCGACACCAAGUGUAUAUACAUAUAUUUAUAUAUUUUAGUAACUUGAUCGAACUGCAGAUUCUGCGCGUGCUAGAGCCAAAAACCUUGUGCUUAGGCCAAUGUUAUUAUGUUUACGAAGUAGGUUACUAACUAAAUGUACAAAACAUUAGAUCAAUUUCACGCAAUCGCCCAGUCAAAUGCGGAUAUCCACGAAGUCAAUUCACGUCAAAUCGGCCCAGUUUUCAACGCAUACACAAGCUUCAAGAACUUGGGUUUGAUAUUUUGAAACUAUUAACGAUUGUGUAUACUUAUGGUAUUCAAAUAAACCAAAAAACUGUGCAUUUACAAUACACCAGCA